AAAGAAGAAGAAGAACCCAAGAAACGUGAGAGACUAGGAGAGAAGGCGAAGAAGAAGAAGAAAAAAAAAAAAAAGAGAAAAUGAAAUUGGUUUGGUCUCCGGAAACAGCAUCCAAGGCUUAUAUCGACACCGUCAAAUCGUGCGAGAAUCUUGAAACGCCGGAUGCGGCGGAGCUAAUAGCAGCGAUGGCGGCGGGAUGGAACGUGAAGCUGAUUGUUGAAACUUGGUCAGACGGAGACGGAAUAGCUUUAAGUAUCGGCUUAAACGUAGCGAGCCAACACGCAAACGCUAAACACAUAUGUAUAGUACAAAACUCGAGAUCAGAGUCUGCUUAUCUCCAAGCCAUUCAAGAAUCAUCUUCAUCUCCCUUGAACUUACCAGAGACAAUCGUCGCUGAAGAACCCGAAAAGGCCAUGAAGGAGCUACAAGGAAUCGAUUUCUUGGUCGUUGAUUGGCGGAACAAGGAGUUCGCAGCUGCUGCGUUGAGGAACGCUGCGUUUGGAAACAGAGGAGCGGUUGUGGUUUGUAGAAACGGGUGUUCGAGCUUGAGACGGGUUUUGAGAGACCGGAACGUUGUUAGGACGGUGACUCUCCCGGUCACCGGAGGUAUUGAGAUUGCUCAUAUUGCGGCUAGGAACUCAUCAGGGAAGAGUGAGAAUAGAAAGAGGAGAUGGAUCACACAUGUUGAUCAGAGAUCAGGAGAAGAACAUGUGUUUAGUAUCUAGAAAGUAAUAGACAGAUACAAUUGUGAGACAUAGUUUAUUGGAUCUUAAUGUAUAUGUAUUUGUACAUAUGAUUCCAUAGAUGUCCUUGUAAUUGGGGAAAAACAUGUUUGUCUUAUAAAUGUGAUCGUUGUUAUGUAAAGAAAGCUUACAUGUGUUAACAGAUUAAGCAAAACUAGUGUCUCUGUCUCU
This is a messenger RNA of Camelina sativa (false flax), 914 nucleotides long. RefSeq lists its product as uncharacterized. The record is from RefSeq and is a predicted model, not a curated record. NCBI's taxonomy places the organism in Eukaryota, Viridiplantae, Streptophyta, Magnoliopsida, Brassicales, Brassicaceae.